UUGACAUUUUCUCCAGCUCUGAGCAGGGAAUUUCGACCUUACAAACCAGAUCCAGCUCCACUACUGCAUAUAUGUUCAGCUUGGGAAGUUAAACCUAGUGAAAUAAUGAUGGUUGGAGAUUCCCUUAAAGAUGAUGUGGCUUGUGGGAAGCGAGCAGGAGCUGUUGCAUGCUUGCUUGAUGAAAGUGGGAGGUAUGACUCUCCAGAAUACGCCAAGGUCAAUUUCAAACCAGAUUUCAAGGUGUCUUCCCUAAUGGAAGUUCACUCGCUAUUGGAAGCACAUUUUGACCUGUCACCUUGAUCCUCAAACCUGUUGCGGACAAUCUUCACAUUCGAUGGAGAAGAAGCCUUAUUAGUAGUCUGUACGCAUUAUCUAGAAAAGAACUAGGUUGCAGCACUUGUUGUAUGGCUUUCUCUUUGCUCCCCGAAACGGUUAGAAGCAAAGAAAAUGCAACCUGAAAGUGAAAGAGGAAAAAGAGGAAAGAACUAGUAGAAAAUUUCUACUAGAAACCAGUUAGGCGGAAGACCAAUCAAUUUGUAUGAGACUUAUAUUAGUUUUAAAAAUUGUGUUGUACUUGGCCUGGUAAAAGCUCAUUAUCAGUUACCAAGAACCUGACCAAAUGCUUUGGGAGACAUUAAUCAAAUUUCCCACCCAAUA
Molecule: messenger RNA, 657 nt
Organism: Prunus avium (sweet cherry)
Lineage: Eukaryota; Viridiplantae; Streptophyta; Magnoliopsida; Rosales; Rosaceae
Source: RefSeq, a predicted model, not a curated record